Chara braunii is the source of this 1626-nucleotide messenger RNA. Lineage: Eukaryota; Viridiplantae; Streptophyta; Charophyceae; Charales; Characeae. The record is from the annotation of a GenBank genome assembly.
UGAUAGAUCCCCCGUUGUCUUCUAGCUGCCACCGUCAUCCACGUGCCUUUCAUGGCCGACGUCUUUCGGAGGCUGCCGCUGCUGGUGCUGGUCGUCUUAUUGCUCCUCCUCCUGGUUGUCUUCCACGUGUGCAUCCUCGGCAGCGUUCUGCGACGUGGCCGCAGAAGGAGGUCUUUGAAGAACGACGCCAGGAUGGAGGGCCGGCAGGCGAUCAGCGGGUCGACAGGGGAGCACGGUGGGCGGCAGUCUGGGCACAGCCCAUCGAAUAGUUCAAGCCCGUCGGAGCGGUCUGGGUACGCGCACCUGCCACCGCACUUGCAACCUCUGCCAGACACGCCUGAUGAGGAGGCGGAUGAUAGACGGUCACGGACCGUGCCGCUGGGAAGCGGAUCCACCCCGGAGUGGGCGGCUACAGAGCUGUUUGGAAUCCGCGAGGGCGGUAAUGGGCAGUCCUACACCGAACUCCUCCAGCAGGGGCUCAGCGACCACGAUGGCGAUGGCGGCGUGAAUCUGUCGUUUGGACUUGGUAGCGGGAGGUCGGCGGCCGUCUCUCGAACGGUCGUCGUAAACCCCCAUCCCAACGACGAUGGCGGCGACGUGACGGCUGUUUUGCGAACAUCGAGGUCUCCAGCACCGCUGCGGGAGGCUUCGGGGAACAACACAGAUCCUCCGAGGCAGCAAUUUCGGUCGCCGUCUGUGUGUAGGGGCUGCCGUCUUGGCGAGUGUGGGGAGACGGCGCGUGGCAUCGCUGAUGUUGGUGACGCACGUGACGGGAGGGAGGUGUGGGCAGAACAGCGACGGUUGUUGCGGUCGGGGCGGGAGGAGUCCAUAACUCAGGGGGUGCAGCAAUUGCGUGUUGGGGAAGACGGACACGACGGCGAGGAAGCAGUGGCGGACGCGCGCGCCCCCGACUGGAACGACAACGGUGUUGAAGGUGGGGAGGACGACGCAGGCUAUGUUUCGCCGUCGAAGCAGGCGGCCGCUAUGGGAGGGAGGGGCGGGAAGACGAAGUCGUGUGCCGGCAAUGGUUGUCGGGGCAAAAGGGCGGCGGGCAAGGCUAGCGAUGCCGAAGGUGACGUCGAUGGGGAAGGAGGUCGUCACUUCUGGUCCGUCGACGACAUUAUAGCCCUCAUCCGGGCUAAACGUGAUCAGGAUGUGCAUCUGCAGGGGAUGGGUCACGCGUACGCUCGAAUGAAGCCGCGAGAAUGCAAGUGGUUGGAUGUGGCGACGAGGUUUAAGAAGGUGGGCGUCGACAGAAAGGCAGAUCGGUGCGGGAAGAAGUGGGACAAUCUGAUGCAGCAGUUCAAGAAGGUGCAUCACUUCCAAGGACUGUCCGGGAAACAGGACUUCUUCCAAUUGUCUGGGAAGGACAGGACGUCAAAGGGCUUCAGUUUCAAUAUGGAUCGUGCGGUUUACGACGAGAUACUGGGGUCGACCGCCAAGAACCACACCAUAAACCCGAAGAACGUCGCCGACACUGGUGCUCAGGGUGGUGUACGUCUGUCGUCCGCCUCUUCUGCGGAUCCUGAAUCUUAGGGCGACGGGGACGGUGGUGCAGAGCACGACGACGACGAUGACGGGUCCAGGAAAGGUUCUUCGCAGACGACGGGUGGCGCAAUUUCGACA